Patiria miniata (bat star) is the source of this 1529-nucleotide messenger RNA. It is a transcript of the gene hagh, whose product is annotated as hydroxyacylglutathione hydrolase, mitochondrial-like. Bases 23 to 1042 code for a protein of 339 amino acids. Gene Ontology annotation, molecular function: hydroxyacylglutathione hydrolase activity. Lineage: Eukaryota; Metazoa; Echinodermata; Asteroidea; Valvatida; Asterinidae. The transcript is spliced from 9 exons. The record is from RefSeq and is a predicted model, not a curated record.
UACCAGAACCGCUGCGCACUGCAUGCACUGUGCACUGGCAUGGCAUGUAGCGCCAACGAUGCUUGUCGUGGGGGGUGCGUCCAAAUUUCGUCCGUUUUCAUACCUUUUUCAGCGGUUUGCUUCCAAAUACUACUACAGUUUAGGACAUUCACUGAGUCGUCAACUGUUCUGCCUCAGAGAACCAUCCAGUCCCUCCUUGGUUUCCACGGCAACGGUCCCCAUCCGAUCCAACCACUCCGUCACGCUCGACAUCCAGCAACAAGCCAUGAAGGUCAAGAUUCUCUCUGCGUUGGAGGACAAUUACAUGUACCUCGUCAUUGAUGAGAAGACGAAAGAAGCGGCGAUUGUUGACCCGGUCAACCCGCAGAAAGUAGUGGAUGCAGUAAAGGAGGAAAAUGUGAAACUUAAGACGGUGCUGACCACUCACCAUCACUUCGACCAUGCUGGCGGUAAUGAAGAACUAGUCAAGCUGGUCAGUGGACUGACAGUGUGUGGCGGAGAUGACAGGAUAGGAGCUCUCAAUAAAAAGGUCAAACAUGACGACAAGUUGACGAUUGGUUCGCUCAACGUCCGCUGUAUGUUCACACCAUGUCACACAACGGGUCACAUAUGCUACUUCGUCACGGGACCGGAUGGCACGGAUCCAACGGUGUUUACAGGAGACACACUCUUCAUAGCGGCUUGCGGCAAGUUUUUUGAGGGAACAGCAGACCAGAUGUACAAGGCACUCAUUGAGGAACUUGGGCAACUCCCCCCUGAAACGAAAGUUUACUGUGGUCAUGAAUACUCAGUGAGCAGUCUAAGGUACGCACUGACCGUUGAACCUGAGAACGUAGACUUGCAAAAGAAGAUGGAAUGGGCGCAGGCACAGCGAGCCAAGCAAGUACCCACUGUGCCUUCCAGUAUCGGAGAUGAGAAGAAAUACAACCCCUUCAUGAGGGUCAGGGAGCCCACUAUUCAGAAGUACACGGGGACGUCGGACCCAAUUGAGACCAUGGCCAAAUUGCGGGAAGACAAGAACAAUUUCAAACCCAAAAUGUGAAGGAAAAAUUGUAAUUUUGGUGUGGAAUUGGUCACCAAGGACUAAUGGAACAACCUUUUAUGGAAGAUCUAAAAUGCACUGGCAAAGUUUGUGGUUUUAAAAAAUCAUGUUUGGAAAUUUCGAUAAGCAGCUAAACUUUGUGGGGGAAAAAAACAUUUGAUUGCUUGUAUACUAAAGCAGAUUCUGAGCUUUCUUUUGUAGUGUAUAUUAAAAGUCAUAUAGCAAGUUGUAACAUUCUGUACAAAUAAAUGGAUUUAUGAAGGAAUUUGACAAUUGAAGUAGCAAAAAGGAUCAAACAAAUAUAACUUUCAGAAUGGUAUAAAGUAAUUUCUUUAAGUUGACCUGUGACUUCCUGAGGAGAAUUUGUUGAUUUACUUUGAGAAAUUCAUAAACAAAAUACAAUUUUGGAAAAAUUUAUAAGAAUUGCUUGAGUUAAUAUCAGCAAAAAGUGCAAUCAACAGCUGCUUGAGAUCAACAUUUAUUACAU